UCGCUCGCCAUGAUUACUGAGAAGUGAGAACUACUUCUAACUAACUGUUUCUGGUUUCUAUCUCUGCAAUAAACCAAAAGAACACUGGAACUUUCUCACCCUCCAUCUCCGUUACUUCUCUCACGUGCUCUUCCUCACCUACUCUUCGCUGCGUUUUGUGGGUUUUGAUUUUAGGAUUUGCAUAGAGGAAGAGCAGUGGUGCUAUUGUGAAGAUGAAUAUGAAGGGUCUAAUUCCGAGUCCUCCUUGUUCUUCUGCUGCUUCUUCUUCUUCGUCAUCGUCUACAUUUCUUCGUCCUCCAUGCCUCACCUCCGCUUCUCGCAGUUCCAAAUUCCCACGGCUGUCACCACAGGCAAUAUGUACCUCCCAAAGGAUAUAUCAUUGCUCUGGGGUCCAUACGGAGGCUUGUCAUAAUUCUUAUCUUUCAAAAAAUUACAUAGUCGCAAGAUUUUCUUCGGGAUGGUCUGAAACACAACCUUUAUUUUCUAAGCAAUCUCUAAAGAAGUAUUUGGUGCCAUUGGGAGCACUAGUGACGUCAAAAACUCAAGAUGCCUCUGAUACUCCUAUUGUUGGUGAUGAUAAGAUUGGAGUCUUGUUGCUGAACCUUGGAGGUCCAGAGACUCUUGAAGAUGUGCAGCCGUUCUUGUUUAACCUUUUCGCUGACCCGGAUAUUAUACGACUACCAAGGUUGUUUCGUUUUCUUCAAAAGCCCUUGGCACAAUUCAUAUCUGUUCUCAGGGCUCCGAAGAGCAAAGAAGGCUAUGCCUCAAUUGGCGGUGGUUCUCCACUUCGACAGAUAACUGAUGCGCAGGGUGAAGAGUUGAGGAAGUUCCUUUGGGCAAAGAAUGUCCCAGCUAAUGUCUAUGUUGGUAUGCGUUACUGGCAUCCAUUCACUGAAGAAGCUAUUGAACAGAUAAAGAGAGAUGGAAUUACAAAGCUUGUUGUCCUUCCACUUUAUCCUCAAUUUUCAAUAUCAACUAGUGGCUCAAGCCUUCGACUUCUGGAGAGUAUAUUCCGGGAGGAUGAAUACUUGGUCAACAUGCAGCACACAGUAAUACCUUCUUGGUACCAGCGUGAAGGGUACAUAAAGGCCAUGGCAGAUUUGAUUGAAAAGGAAUUAAUAAAUUUUGGCCACCCUGAACAGGUUAUGAUAUUCUUUAGUGCGCAUGGGGUGCCGCUUGCAUAUGUGGAAGAGGCGGGUGAUCCAUACAAGGCAGAGAUGGAGGAAUGUGUGGAUUUGAUAAUGGAAGAAUUAGAAAAAAGGAGGAUCACUAAUGCUUACACUCUUGCAUAUCAGAGCAGAGUUGGACCCGUGGAAUGGUUGAAACCCUAUACGGAUGAGACAAUAAUUGAGCUUGGGCAAAAGGGAGUGAAAAGUUUAUUAGCUGUCCCUAUUAGCUUUGUCAGUGAGCACAUUGAAACUCUAGAAGAAAUUGAUGUUGAGUAUAAAGAAUUAGCUCUAAAGUCUGGUAUAGAAAAAUGGGGACGUGUUCCUGCUCUAGGAUGCGAACCGACCUUCAUUUCAGACUUGGCAGAUGCUGUGAUUGAGAGUCUUCCUUAUGUUGGAGCUAUGGCAGUCUCAAACCUUGAAGCUCGACAGUCUUUGGUUCCCCUUGGCAGUGUAGAAGAGUUAUUGGCAGCAUAUGAUUCACAACGCAGGGAGCUACCACCACCAGUUACAAUGUGGGAAUGGGGUUGGACAAAAAGUGCCGAAACUUGGAAUGGAAGGGCAGCUAUGCUGGCAGUGCUUGUUCUAUUGGUUCUAGAAGUCACCACUGGGGAGGGUUUUCUACAUCAGUGGGGCAUAUUGCCCUCGUUUCGGUGAAUCUCUCUCUCCCGUCCCCCGCCCCUGCGACCAUGAGAAAUUAAUGUAGACAUAUGUAAAUUUUGUUUAUGCAUACUGUUGGCAUCUUUCAUACUUGUAUGGCAUUGUGUCAUGCAGCAUUAUUAUGCAUGUCACACGGGAUCAAAUUUGAGUAAUAGUCUAGUGACAACAUUGAAGUGGGUGAAAAUUUUUAUAAAAAAAAAGUGUCAUAGUGGUUUUGGUUUG
This is a messenger RNA of Corylus avellana, 2048 nucleotides long. It is a transcript of the gene FC2, whose product is annotated as ferrochelatase 2. Gene Ontology annotation, cellular component: mitochondrion. Gene Ontology annotation, biological process: heme biosynthetic process. Gene Ontology annotation, molecular function: protoporphyrin ferrochelatase activity. Lineage: Eukaryota; Viridiplantae; Streptophyta; Magnoliopsida; Fagales; Betulaceae. The record is from RefSeq and is a predicted model, not a curated record.